This is a messenger RNA of Pimephales promelas (fathead minnow), 2297 nucleotides long. The record is from RefSeq and is a predicted model, not a curated record. Lineage: Eukaryota; Metazoa; Chordata; Actinopteri; Cypriniformes; Leuciscidae.
GACAUUUCUCUAAAAAAAAUUCUCGUUUUAGACUUCUAAUUCGUGACUGGUGUUUUGUUUUGUUCUAUCCUUUACGCUUCCGCGUUCAUCAUUGCAUUGUGCAUCAUGUUAAGUGUUACUCUUUUGCGGUAAAUGCGCACGGCCGUCUGCCUGAAGACGUAAGGUUAAAUAUAUCAUUUUGGUGAUCAAAGAUGAGUUUUAAGUGAUAAAAUUAUUGACUACAGGGGAACUUUAAGCUUUCCUCGGGUUCUAACAGGUGUAAAUGCAUAAAGGGAAAUAAGUAACACUGGUUUAGUCUCUUUAGUUUAGUUAGUUUAGUUUAAUCUUAUUACUAUGAACUCAGUUUAUGAAGUUUGACUGCCAGAAAGUUUCUAAAAUAGUUUUUGUGAAAUGUGUUGAUUAAAAAUGUACUUUAUUUCUCUAAAACAAAUGGCACUUCAUAUUCGUACAAAAAAUGUGGCUUAGGGGCAAUUGACGCAACUUUGUGGUUAAAAAACGUGAGUCGCAGGUCACUGGAAUGAAAAAAUCAUGAGGUCUAGAGUUGAUUUUUAAACUUUGAGCUUAUUUUAAUAUUAAGUUAAAGACAUUGGUCUAACGCGUUAACAUAGAAAAAACUAUCGAAAAAUUAGCGCAGUACAAUGGAAAAACACAUUCUAUGUAAGUGGCCCUAAAGUGUCCAAGUGUUUUUUUUUUUUUUUUUUUUUUGUGCUGUGUCCCAGGUGAUGUUGAACAGUCCGAAGGGCAUUGCAGAAGAAAAAAUAAAGAUGGCUGAGAAAGAGAAAGCUAGAAUAGAAAGAGAGAGCAAGAUACCAGCCAAAACUAACAGUGCCAAUGGUACUGGUGGGACACCUAUACACGUCAGCACACUACAGGUUGUGGAAAACCGCAGUAAGAAGGUGUGCACUUCUAAAUCAGAUCUGCGCUCAAAUGAUUUCAGUAUUGUCGGUUCUCUCCCGCGAGAUUUCGAACUCUCAAACUUCGACUGUUACGGCAAGCCCAUAGAGGUCACAGAUGGCUCCGGAAAAUCACAGAACAAGAACAACAAGAAGCCUUCACCUCCGAAACCCGUCAUUCCUUCCGCUGCUAAACGGGUUGAUCUCUAUGCACGCGCUCUGUUCCCUUUCACUUUCCUCUUCUUCAAUGUUAUUUACUGGUCUGUCUACCUGUAACCAUCACAAAGUGUGUGUGCGUGUGCAUUUAUGUUGAUGAGGGCGAUGAUUAAGCAUGAACAAAAUGUCGAAAUGUUCAUCCUUUGAUGUCGGUUAAUAGUCCUGCUUAUUUGUGUCUCUCUUCGUAAGUCGCUUUUUGAGAUGUGUGUCUUUAAUACGAGCAGCAUGACUUUACAGACAGUGUGUGUUCAGCCAUGUUUGGCUAAGCUGCUAGAUAGAGUCCCAUGCCAACACUUCAGUAAAUAUCGGUUGUUUAGAAACUCAGGCAAGAAUGUGCUUAUGGAAUAAAGGACUGUAUAAGAUCUGGACAAAGACAGCAUGCAGUUUUGCAAAUGGGCUUAUUGCAUUUAAGUCUGUGAUGAAAAGGGAUUAAACUGCUGUUGAGCCAUACAAUAAAGGUCCUUUAUCAACUGCAUUCUCUUGUCUAUAUUAUUUUGGAUAAUCAUAUGUUUGCAUCAUUGACAUUCUGUUCAGGGAUUGGUUAGAAACUUCUCAUAUUAAUUUAGCAACUUAAAACAACAUUAAUUCAAACUUUUUUGAAGAUCAUUUCAGUCAAAAUCUAAUACUGUACUGUAUAUGUGCUUUAAUAAAAUGCUCUACAUAAAUCGUAACCAACUGCAAUCAUGUUGUAAUAUUUCCAUACUGAAUUACAACUGGUUGUCCUCUUUCAUACAUCUAUUUGCAUUCUAAAUUAAUCACUCCUGUCUUGCAUUUAGCCAUUUUUAGCUGCCUUUACACUGCGCUGAAUCUUGUGUGCAGCCGCCUGAAAACAAGACACAUGAUCACUGUCAUGACAACGGCUCUGCAGCAUUUUAUUUUAUGCAGAAAGACUAGAUUAUAUAAAAUUGUACAUUAUUACUGCCUAGCAAGCGCUGGUAUUUCCUUUAGGAGAUGUAUAGAUGAAUACUAAAUGAAUACAUACUCUUUGUGUUUGAAGGACUGGGCUUCAUCUGUGGACAGAUUACAUUCAGCAUUAUUUAUUAUUUUCAUCGUUCCUUUGUCUGGCUUUGUUAAUGUAAUCGUGUAAAAAGUUUGUGUUUCUGUUUAAGUUUAGUUCAUGUCAAAGUCUUUGUUUAUUGUACAUUUUGUCUACGUUUACGUUAAUAAACUGCACAUGGGUUCUACAAA